Molecule: messenger RNA, 2813 nt
Organism: Orussus abietinus
Lineage: Eukaryota; Metazoa; Arthropoda; Insecta; Hymenoptera; Orussidae
Product: N-acylneuraminate-9-phosphatase
Exons: 3
Coding region: 113-898 (261 amino acids)
Molecular function (GO): hydrolase activity
Source: RefSeq, a predicted model, not a curated record
CGACGCAGAGCGCCGUUAUUUCAUGAAAGGAGUCCAUGCCGUCUCUUAACGGGCCGAACAGCAGACCAAGAAUCGACAUCGACCGAGAGACUCCCGCUGGCCGUAUAGGACAAUGGCGGCUUUCCGUGCAAGGAACAACUUGAGCAUCGCCAUCACGACGAUUCUCUUCGACUUGGACAACACUCUCAUCGAGACCAGGAAGGGAGACAAUCUGACAUGUCGAAAGCUUGCCGACGAGUUGACCCAGCAGUAUGGGAUACCGCAGGAGGCCUCCUGUAAGAUUACAGCGAGUUACUUGAAGUACUUCCGGAAGUGUCCAGACAAUUCAGCCUUUCCCCUCGACGCGUGGAGGACUUCGCUGUGGAGCAAGGCUCUCGGGGAGAAGUACGGGUACCUGGCCAAAAAAGUUUACGAGAGAUGGCUUUAUUUAAGAUACUAUUACCUGGCACCAGCGCCAGAGACGAUCUCCAUGAUCCGCCAGUUGAGGAAGACGUACCUGCUAGGAUUAAUCACCAAUGGCCCGUCCAACGCCCAGUGGGAAAAGAUCCACAAGCUCUCGUUGCAGCAAUACUUCGAUGUCAUUCUCGUGUCCAGCGAUCUACCCUGGGAGAAACCUGAUCCAAGAAUCUUCGAGGAAGCUUGUCGAUGCCUCGGAGUUAGACCGGAGAGUUGCAUCAUGAUCGGAGACAAGUUGGAGACCGAUAUUUUAGGAGGAAUCGAAGUUGGACUCGCAGGUACUGUUUGGAUCCCAACGUCGGACAAGACCAGGCUAUCCAGCGAUGAUCCGAAACCAGAUUUCACCGUAAAGCACGUAACAGAACUUCUAACAAUCUUAAAUCGUAGCCCAGGGGCACCGGAACUUGAGGAUUCCUCGUCGAAUGCAUCCGAUGGCAGCUGAUGGGAUUAAAGUAUAUCGUAAAGUAGGAGAUGCCGGUCUCUGUGCCGAUCGUCGCGAGGUUAUGAUAGCCGGCGUCGAUCCGGGAUUUCUGGGGUGAUAGUAAAUUAACAAAAUCUCUCAGAUCUCAAUCCGGAGUGAAGAUACUGUCAACUAUUCACGACCUUCUGGGUCGUACCUUGUAAUUUUGCGAUUGUUCGUGCAAAACCGACGAGAUAUCUUCCUUUUGUAAGGCUGAUUCGAUUGAAUUUCGACGAUGGGACCGAGAUAUGGUGCUGAGUUGCGUUCUUAAGAAAUGACGGAGACGUCGGAUUCUUUUUUUAAAUUCUUGGGCGUUUCCCUCGGAGGAGGUUCGCCAAGAGUCUUAAUGUUAACGGUUGCACCCAUAAUUAUAGCGUCUCGAUUAUAUAUAGGUUUAAUGUUAUAAAAUCGCUGGAUAUGCGGUUGCAUGUGAUUACGAUUAAUUCGAAAGUUGAAGAGUAGAUUUAGAUAGGUGUACUUUGCGCGACAGUAUUCUUGUCGAGCUUGCCUAGGAAAUAUUUGUGAUCUAGUACUGUCGAAGGAAUUUUCAGCUAGUGGCCAUUUCUUUUCUUUUUUCGUUCAUCUUUAAAUAGAUGAUUACAGAGUUAUUGGCCAGGAAUCUGUUACGGGAUUGUUUUUGCUACUUCAAUUGCCCAAAGCAUUGGCUAAUUGGGGUAGGUCGGUGACAGGUCUACGGUCAGUAAUUCGAACACUUACCUCACCCUUUCUGUCGAGAGCUCCUAUUUUUAUGCCUACGAUGACAAAAUCAAAAUCCGGUUACGUUGAUGUAACCCGAUUUAGAGAGAAUAUCGAGCGCAUCAUUAUUUUUACACGCAUGUGGCUCGUACGAUACCUAGAUUGACAAGAAAAGGAAACUGUGAGUUUCAUACGGAUGUAUAUUUUUUUAUUAAAUUCGGAUCAUAACGAAUUCGUGUACUCAAAGCUUGCAAAUAUUCUCGGGCAGCCUUGGCAAGAAUAUCAUCGCCUUGUCUGCAUCUCGAAAGUCUGAGAAUAUGUGCCCUGACUCACCUUUACCGAUUAUUAAAUACCAAACCUCUCAGCGAGAGUAAACCAAUAAUCAAAGGAAUUAGCUGUUUGUUAGGGAAGUAUGUAGAUACAAAGAUCAUAUUUUUUUUAUCUUCCCCCCAACUACCGACCCGGCUUUCUUGGGGGUCGUGUAAUUAUCUUAGCAUAAGAUACGUAAAGGGAAACGACUGUACGCAGCUAUGACGACAGCUAUCUGAAUAUUCUACGUCUGGCGAACGGAAAAACGUGCGCGUUAGGCGAAUCAGCUGUUCCAAGGAAAACUUCCUUUACGAGGAAUGUUUCUUUCCCUUUGAGGAAACGCGUGGUCGGAUUUGUCGCAGGAAUAAUCCUCCUGACCUCACUUUUUAAAGAGACGUAACGUAUGUACAAAGCAAAGUGCACAAAGGAAGCAACGUCAAAUUAUAUAUAUAUAUACAUAUACAUAUAUCGCUAAUGAAAAGGAAAUUCAAGUUACUGAACGGGGAAAUGUAAAGGUAUAAUGCAUUUUAUUUUUCCUCUCCUCUGAGUAGUCUAAAUAUAUCCAUAGGGUCACGUAUAAUUAUUCCAAGCGAUGUAUUUUCUCUGUAUAGAGCAAAGAGACACCGCUAAUGACUGUACUAUACGGAUAUAUAUAGGUAUAUAUGUAUAUAUACAUUCAUAUAUAUAUUUGGAUAAUGUACAGUUCCGUAUGUGUACUGGCUAUACAUAUAUAAAUGUGUUGACAUAUUUUUUCACUAUAUAUUUUAUCGUUGUUGAGAUAGUUCGCUCUAUGCGACAAACACUCUUCACGAGCCUAUCCUCGGAAACGAUACAUAUACCUACCUGUAAACUUUUGAUCCUAUCAAUAAAAAGAAUAUCGAUAUUAUAAGAA